UAGAUAUGAAAUCUUUAGUAGUACUCGCAGUGGGCGAUAAAUAAUAUCACGAUUUCACCUUCAACUUUUUCAAACAUACCGUUAAAGAAGAAUUAAAGUGCGAUCUAACUAGAACUAUUUGCACUGCAGCCAUGAAUCGGAGCGAAGUGAGGAAGAAGGCCUCCAUAAAACCUGGAGGGGGAGCCGCGUCCAUUAACAUGAAUGCCAGCCGUAAAAGCAGCCACAGUUUUGGUAGCAGAAGCAUAAGAACGAUCGGGGGAGGUUCAAGGAAUAAUCUGUUUAAUUCGUCAAGUCGUAAGAGCGUAGCGAUUGAUUCAAGCAGAGGUGAUAAACCACAGUCGAAACCUCCAGUGCAGGUGUUUGAUGACAUGGGGCAAGAUGUCACUCCAAAAAGUCUUCUUCAAGUUGAUCCUGCUGUCAAGAGAAAUCAGAGCAACACUUUUUUUACUGGUGGAGAAUCCAUUGCUACGCCUUCCGUAGCCUCUGAAGUGACUGGUCAGUCCUUCUACGCCGCCAGCAGUGCCAGUAUGUAUGGUGGCUUCUCGCGAUCUGUGUUUGGUUCAGUGUCUGGUCGAUCAUCUCCUGAAUCAGUCAGCGAGGAUCUGGCUGAACCUAGCUCUGGCUUCCGCGACAAAUUUGCAACAUCUCUUGGAGACAUUCAGACACGCCCAACUUUUAUUCGAGAGGAACUCACAGAAAAAGAUCUUGAUAAAAUGGUUCACAUCACACUUACUGAAACAGAUACAAUCUGGAUGCUGGAUUUUCCAGGCACUUGUGUUGGAGAGGAUAAUGAAAUUGCAGAGAGCGUAAAGGAAAAAAACCAAAGAUAUGAUGAGCUUUUAAAGAACCGUGUUGGAAACGACAGUUAUGUAGAGAGAGGGAUGCAAACUUUCAACAAUGGCCAGAAGAGUAAAGAAAUACAGUCUAGUAAAGUGGAACUUCAUGAAGUUGGCUGCGUGGCUUCAACUUGGGAUAUGUAUGAUACGUAUAAUUCUGAGGAAAAUAAACAAGAAGGCGGCGACAAAGAUGAAGGAGAUGCGGAUCAUAUGGAAAGUCUUAGUCGGCCAGUCAGUGGAGAACGAACCAGCAGCCAUGAUGAUAAUGAAAGUGUGGGUUCUGUGAGGCCGGCCAGCGGAGCGUCUGGCAGUAUAACGGGAAGUCGAGCGAGUAUGUUCACUUUUAAGAGCAGUUCUGUCGAAGAAGAAGGACCCGAGAGGAAUGAUGAAGGAGCAACGGAAAAGGAGUUGGAAGACAUGGCUGCUAUCAUGGCGGAGAGAAUACUUCAGUCCGAAAGUAUGCAAAAGGAUCUCUUUAUAAUGGAGCGAGCCAUAGCUCUGAAUAUUUAUCAGCCCAGACAAGCAAGGUAUAGGGGAUUGGACGUUGUCCCAGACAUUGAUGUAGAAAAAUCCGAUGGUGAAGAAGCCAGUUCUGCUGCCGCUACGUUGGCACAAUUGGGACCGAACCUUCAUAAAUUAUGGAGCUAUUCCUGUAAUCUGACCAAAGGACGUAAUGUCAGCUGCCUAGCUUGGAACAAACUUAAUCCCGAUAUCCUUGCCGUGGGAUAUGGUGAGUUCGUGUUUUCUGAGCAGAAAGGUGGCCUAGCUUGUUGUUGGUCAAUUAAAAAUCCUGAGUAUCCUGAACGUAUCUUUCAUCUGGACAGCGGAGUCACUGCUGUUGAUUUUUCAGCGGCUCAUCCUAAUCUUUUAGCAGUUGGCAUGUAUGAUGGUACGAUUGCUAUCUACAAUGUGAGAAGUCGGAGUGAUACACCGGCUCUUGACAGUUUUGAGAGCCAAGGUAAACAUUCGUCACCAGUGUGGCAGGUUCGCUGGGUGGAUAGAGACCAGGGGUCUGGUGAAGAGAGAGACGAAAUUCUGAUCUCCAUCUCAGCAGAUGGCCGGGUUACCAAGUGGUCCAUUAGAAAAGGAUUUGAAUGCACAGAUUUAAUGAAAUUGAAACGGAUAAAUGUCACUGAAAAGUCGAAACAAGGAGGAGGAAAGAAGAGCGAUGCUUUGAUAUCGAGGUUUUCCGCUGGGUUCUGUUUUGAUGUUCAUCCUAACGACUCCAACAUGUAUCUUGCCGGUACAGAGGAAGGCCACAUUCACAAAUGCUCUUGUUCUUAUAACGAGCAAUAUCUGGAAAGUUACCAUGGACACACGGGUCCAGUGUACCGCAUGCAGUGGUCUCCGUUCUUGUCUGACGCCUUCCUAAGUUGCAGUGCCGAUUGGAGCAUUAGGCUGUGGCAUCAGGAUAAACGUCAGCCUAUCAUGUCAUUUUUCUCCUCCACUAAAUCAGUAAACGACAUCUGUUGGUCACCUUCAUCAGCUACUCUGUUCGCAUGCGUGAACGAUAAGGCCGUAGAGAUCUGGGAUUUAAGCCUUAACACGUUAGACCCAAUCAUAUCACAUGUUCCUGUGCAGGAACUGAAGUUGUCUGCCGUUCGAUUUGCUGUCAAUUCAGAGAUCCAGACCAUUUUAGUGGGCGACUCGGAAGGCCAGGUUACUGUGUAUCAACUAAGAGGUCUUCCUGCAAAAGUGGACAACCAGGCGCAGAUAUUGACCAAGUUGAUCAGGUCUGUCGAUAAUUCCGCAGGAUCCCAAGAGAAAAGGAAAGCAGAUUCGGAUUAAAAAAAAAAACUCUGAAAACAGAGUCGCUUUGAUGAGUUAUUCUUUGACUUACGU
Molecule: messenger RNA, 2678 nt
Organism: Pocillopora verrucosa
Lineage: Eukaryota; Metazoa; Cnidaria; Anthozoa; Scleractinia; Pocilloporidae
Product: dynein axonemal intermediate chain 4
Biological process (GO): cilium movement
Cellular component (GO): axonemal dynein complex
Molecular function (GO): dynein heavy chain binding; dynein light chain binding
Source: RefSeq, a predicted model, not a curated record